AUGCCUCUCGAGGGUUUUAAUGGUAGGAAAAAGGGGAUAGAAAAACGUCAGACUAUCUCUCAAGGUCUCAAUCAACAUUGGAGUGGAGCUGCACUGUUAGAACGGUGGGGCUAUAUCUGUACAACAAAUGGUGGAAUCCCAAUCACUCGCCCACCUGUACCUGAACCUGAAAUAAUACAGUUCCUAGCGGAGAAAUCGCCGCCGUACCUUUUUUAUCUCCGUGAUAAUAAUGGCCGUAUUCCUUUAGAAAUUGCUUGUAAAUUUCAUUGCCCAGAAGCUGUUCAGAUUCUCUUGUCACAAGGCAAUAGUGUAUUUGGAAAAGGAGACCGACCGUUUUUAGUGAAUGCUCUAUAUAAUACCAAAAAUUAUAUUGACGCUGCCGACGAUUAUGGGACGCCACUGAUAACUGCUCUAUGGAAAUCUAAAUGGGAUUUAGAAGGUGCAUUCUAUUCCACUGCAAGUCAAAAUGAUCUAUAUAGAGAUAUUUGUAUGAUUUUGAUAGAUCGUAGAUGUGAUGUUAAUAUUCCUAAUUUGAUGGGUUCAACAGCUCUACAUGUUGCUGCUCAAUCGAGACACGAAGCGUUAGUUCGAAAUCUCCUUAUUUCUGGAAGUGACAUUGACAGACGUGACUGGAUUCACAAAACUCCAUUGUACUAUGCCUGUAGAAAUGGAAACCAGAGAAUAGUUGAUUUGCUCAUAAUUUGCGGUGCUAAUUUACGGGCCGAAGAUUGGGAAACUCACUUCGAAAGGUGGAGACAGAUGGACCAAAUAAAUGAGAAAAAUAAACAGUUAUUAAAUUAUGUUAGUCAUCAAUCGAAACUGUGUCUUACCUUAGAAAACCUACGCAAUAUAACUAUAAGAAGAAAAAUUAGAAAUAUAGAAGAAGAUGCCACUCAACUGGGAUUGCCCCCGUUACUGGUUAAACGUAUAUAA
Molecule: messenger RNA, 933 nt
Organism: Stegodyphus dumicola
Lineage: Eukaryota; Metazoa; Arthropoda; Arachnida; Araneae; Eresidae
Product: inversin-like
Source: RefSeq, a predicted model, not a curated record